UGUUCAUAAACUCAGCUCGAGAAGGCGUCACCACAUUAAAGUUGAGCGGAUGAGUAUCACACACGUCGACGAGGGAAGCACGAGUUUUUAGUCCCGAACAGUCAUAAUAUCCUAAAUUGUGCCACGUUCUUUUCUAGUUUUAGUCCAUAAAAUACAUUAUUAUAAUGUAUCGUGAAUCUUGAGCAGGCAAUGCUAAGCGAAGCUUUGGGUCAGAAUUGGGAUGUUUUUAAACGAGACGCGCAUUUUGGUUGAUCUUAUAUGAGUAUUCCAAUAAUUGAGAAAACAACCGUGCUGAAGCAGAGACCGUUCAUUUGCAUCCAAUCAGUUGUGAAGACGGGCACUCUUUGAAGCGCCACAGGACAUCAUUUGCAUGAAACUGAAGCCAGAUCAAAACGUUGACUCCAACUGCACCCAAUUCAAAGAGAAAGUGGGAAAUACAACUAGGAAAAGGACUGAAGACCACGACACCUGUGCCACAUCUACCACUAACCCCCCCUUGACCCCUUCAAAACCCACCCUCCUAUCCACUAUGUCUCUCAAUACCUUCCACCUGAUGGAGACCCUCAAGAAAUCCCCGGCGGCUUUACGCCGCCGUUUCUGCCGCGACCGCACAGAGUCCCUCUCCCACGGCGAUCCGCUAUUCAAGGUCCACUACCUGGGCACUGAGAAAAUCUUCUCCCUGGAUCGAGAGCAGGCCCAGGAUGCCAUAGCCCGUCUGCUCGAAGGGGCCGCAAAUGGAAAGAAGCUUAGCAAAGACCACGCGUUGGUUGUUCGUCCACGCUAUGUCGAAGUCAAAGAGCUCAGCACAGGACGCCAGCUCACUAAGACGUACCUCCAGGACAUAGCCUACUGCGCGGCCGACGCCACCAGACCCAACGUGUUUCUGUACAUCUGUAAGCAGCGUGGGCAACAGCUGCAGUGCCGGGUGUUCUGGUGCAGCCGGGCAGAGCGGGCACGUGACAUGACGGCCUGUCUGGCACACUCCUUCCAGAGGGCACUGAGCGACUGGCAGGGGGACGGCGGAAGUACCGGCACACUGACCCCAGAAAAGGUUGGGGUGAAGGAGGGAGAGGAUAUGCCCACCACCCCUACUACCUCCAAAAACUCAAUGCUAACAGCUAGCUUAAGACGAGUCCGUUGGAAGAAGAGGAGGUCCCUGUCUCGCAGUCCACUGAGUGCCAUGAUCAGGAAGAGAUCCACCUCAGACAUCUGGCACUGAGACAACCGAUCCCCAGCAUGCCACUAAACUGAUGACACCCACAGAGACUAGUUACAGCACGUAGGGAGGGAAGGGACGAGGGAUUGAAAGAACCCACCACUACUGGACUCAACAGGACUGAAGGGUGAGAGAAGGAGAUUAGUGCUGGACUUUCUUUUAAAUGGGACAUUGCCUUAAGUCUACAGUACAGUUCAUGACUGGAUUGAACAUUAGCCUACAAACCGGGACAGUUAAUGACUAGCUGCCUUGGUAGACCUGGGAACAAGGCAUUGGGUUGAUGGUACGCUGUUGCCAGCAUUCACCUCUGUUGCCUUGUGACUUGCUUUCGCUGUUGGAAAGCUUCAAUGCUAAACUGCUAAUAUCCAUCGCCACUCCAAGUCACCUGUUUUCUAGUGGCCUUGUGACUCUAAACUGCCAGUUAUGCUUCAAAGAAAGGAGCACAUGGUCUUGUGUGCCUUUUUAACUAGGUAAGGAUAUGACCAAAGAUAUCCCCAAACCACAAUCUUCUCUCAAUACAAUGCUGGGUAUGGGCUGGAAUAGUUGAAACUGGUUAGUCAUAGCAAUGAUGGUUGUUUUUUUAUAGUUUUUUAAAAUUUAUUUCAAUUAGGUUUUUGUUGUUAGCUUAUGGAUCAUCAGCCUGUACACUUGGUUUUUUUUUAAACGGGGGAGGGACUUUGUUUGAGCUGACCCUGAAAUGUGAGCUCCGUGUUGGUCUUGGGAGAGAUGUUACAAAGUGUGUGUGAGGAUUCAUGGGGCAUAAAGGGUUCAUUUGAGCCGACCAUAGAAGAACAUCUGCUGGGUGGUCAUAGGUACACAGUAGGCUGUGUUCAUAGGCAGAACUGUAAUUAAGACAUGACAACCCAGGGUUUAUCGUGUUAAUAACUCACGACUAAGGCCCAACAUGGAGGAUCAGGGAAACAGCCCUUAGGAGGAUGUUAUUCACGAUAAUUUCUGGGACCUGAUUGCUUUUAUAAAACGGUUACCAAUUAUUUUUUUUAAAGAUGUAUUUUCAUUCAAUGUUAUUUUAAUGAGUAAAUUUGUUUUAUUUCAUCCUUCCACCAGACAAUCUAGUCUGAGCAAAAUCCAGUUGUUAGUUCUGAAAUAAUGCAGUAGCUAGCCAAAUGAGCUGGUCAUCCAAAAAAGGUUGCCAUGCAGGCUAGCUACUUUUCCUUUGGUAGUUAGCUAACUAAAGCUGACACUAUCACAUCAAGCAGCUGAAAUGAUGGCAAACUGUGCAUUUUAGUUUGUUUUACCUUUGUUUCUAUUGCCAUUUCUUUUGACAUAUCCAUUGUUAUUACCCUGUAUAAAUAAAUUUUCCUGACUGAGAA
Molecule: messenger RNA, 2547 nt
Organism: Salvelinus fontinalis (brook trout)
Lineage: Eukaryota; Metazoa; Chordata; Actinopteri; Salmoniformes; Salmonidae
Exons: 3
Coding region: 371-1219 (282 amino acids)
Source: RefSeq, a predicted model, not a curated record